Molecule: messenger RNA, 1500 nt
Organism: Ruditapes philippinarum (Manila clam)
Lineage: Eukaryota; Metazoa; Mollusca; Bivalvia; Venerida; Veneridae
Molecular function (GO): signaling receptor activity
Source: RefSeq, a predicted model, not a curated record
UUUUAUAUCCCACGCUAGUUAAAGGUGAAAACAACGUCACUGUCGGAUUAGAACCAGAUACGGAACCUAAAAUUGCAGCAACUUUUCUUCGACUGUGGAAAAGGACAAAAAAUCCUUUAAUUCGACUUUUUGCCGAGUCUUUUGACAGUCUUGAAAGAAAGUUUGAUGGAGUUGAACAACUUGUUGAGGACGCUAAUAUAGAAAGGCAAAUUAGUGAAACGGACAGGGUAGAGACCAGUCUUAGAAGUACAAUAAAUAAAACUGAGCGUAGACUAAAACAACUGAUCAACGACAAGUUUGACACUCUUGCCGGAGAAAUAUGCAACAUGUACACGUGUACAGAAUGGUCAGAAUGGACUAAGUGUGACUCCAAGAGUUAUUUAGAUUAUGGACUGAAAAAUCGUACCAGAGAAUGUAAGAAAGGGGCUUCGUUCUGCUCCAUAUCCUCUGACUCUAAAUCUGAGACUGAGAGCGCGAUGUGUCAGUCUGUAUGCCCCGACAAUUAUACUGAGACACCAUCUAAAUACUGCGUCAAGUUGUUUAAUUCCAUAAAACGCACGAGAGAUGAUGCAGAGCUUCUUUGUCAGCAAGAUGGUGGCCAUUUGAUAAAUAUUGAUUCUGCAACAAAGUCUGAUGAUGUCACAGAGAUUCUUAAGCAACAAAACCCUAGUGAACGUGUGUGGAUUGACGGCAUUCAAAGAUCAUACGAUCGGGAAUGGGAGUUCAGUUACGGCUUAAUGAGUCCCGAGUUUACUAAUUGGAAACAUGACCAGCCAAAUGGAAACACAUAUCCGAACUGCAUGUAUCUUCUGCCGUCAUCUGGCUGGUUAUGGGCAGACUUUCCUUGUGACUAUUCUUAUAACUUCAUGUGUGAAAUAUCAUCAGAUUAAUAAUGAUAAUGAAAGUCACGGUAGUGAACACUGAAAUGUUAGCUGAAAUAAAUGGUGUACUUAAAUUAACAACCGAUAGGACUGAUUUUAAUUUACUUAUAAAUGAUAUUUGUGAGUUGCAUUUACUAAAUGGGAACUAUAUUUUUCUUGUGAAUAAUAUUUGACGUCACUGUGUUCGUGUUGAAAACAAAUCUGAUAGAUAAGUUGUGUUUUGUAACAUAUUAGAAGUUAGUGCGCAAAUGUUUGUUUUUUUUUUUGUUUCUUACAAUUAUAAUAGGAAACGAUAACAUGGAAUUCUGAUUUUUAGUCCACCUGAGUACAUUGUAGUUAUUGUGAGCUUUUAGGACCAAUACCUCUCUUUCUUUCGCCCGUCGUCUACAACCUGUAUGAUAUGCAACAACUUUUAAUGAAGGUGUACCAAGUGUUUUUAAAUCAUACAACUUAUGUUGAAAUUCGCCCCCGCCCAAAUGGCCACUUGAUUUUAUUUGCAAUCAUAUAUAAAUACCUUUUAAAACAUACAUGUAUUCGUCUCCCAAAACCCCAAUGCGUAGAUGUUGGGUAUUUGGCUAUUAGCAUUGUCUAAAAUAAAUUUACCAUUUUUGUUCAAUCA